UCUUAUGCCCUCAAGUCAAGCAAACAGACGCCACGCCUAGAUUCUUGUCACAAAUCGUGAAAAGCCGCCAAAAAUGGGUGAUAUCAGCAUCGUCGCUGCCCAGUGGCCUCAGGUCGAGGUCGGCCGCGUUCUCCUCAUCAACGACGGCCCCAACGCUGGCAAGCUUGCCACCAUUGUCGAGAUCAUCGACCACAAGCGCGUCCUCGUCGAUGGGCCCUCCUCAGACUCCAACCUCGCCAUUGCGAGACAAUCCGUUCCCCUGAGCCAAGCCGUUCUCACCGGACACGUUAUCCCCAACCUGCCCCGUGGUGCGCGGUCAGGAGCUGUCAAGGCUGCUUGGGAGAAGGCCGAGGUCGAUUCGAAGUGGAAGAACAGCAACUGGGCCAAGAAGGCCGACCGCCAGGUCAGGAGGGGUGCCCUGACCGACUUCGACCGCUUCAAGGUCAUGCGCCUCAAGAAGCGCGCCCGCUUCGAGGAGCGCAAGGCUCUGGCCAAGGUCAAGGCCUCGGCAUAGACGACAACGACUUUGACGGAAGCAUAAAAAGGAAUCUUUGGGACUGUUUCGGCGUGGCUUGCAUCGAGGGGACGGGCGUCAAAUUAGAGCAGACUUGGAAGGAAAGGGGCUUUUUCGACGAGGUUUCGGUUUGCGGAAAACGGUUUUCACCUCUUGGAAUGGAUUGCAUGAUCAUAUCCAAUCGGCAUUAGGGCUAUUGCGAUUCUUUUGCACUUUUUUCGGGACGACCCUGUACAGUCACGAUCAUCUUACGAGAUGACGUGUCGCGGCGUAAAAUGAGGAAAUCUUUUGAGCCAAAAACGACCGUUGGCGCUUGAUAUUGUGACAAUCGGGGCGUUCGGGUGAUACUGAAGGGAUCCGGGCAGACUGAUAUACUCUGGAGCUACUAUUCGUUUCGUUUGUGGAUGUCUCGUCCUUCGAAAGCUCCCAAACAAAACAAAGCAUUCUUACCUAAUGAUAUCAAGAACACCACAAUCCUGCACAU
Molecule: messenger RNA, 998 nt
Organism: Pyricularia grisea
Lineage: Eukaryota; Fungi; Ascomycota; Sordariomycetes; Magnaporthales; Pyriculariaceae
Exons: 3
Coding region: 74-514 (146 amino acids)
Biological process (GO): translation; ribosomal large subunit biogenesis
Cellular component (GO): ribosome; cytosolic large ribosomal subunit
Molecular function (GO): structural constituent of ribosome; RNA binding
Source: RefSeq, a predicted model, not a curated record